AUGCUCCUGAAAUUGGCGGUGUUGCUGUCCGUGCUCGUGCGGCCAGGUGCAAGUUACUUCAACCUCUUCCUCAGCCAGGCAGAAGUGCGGAAACUAAUGGGUCUCAAGGCGGAAUUGUUUUACGUGCGAGAGGGCGUCAUAAACGAGUACGCAAUUAAAUUUGUCGUCCCAGUGCCGGCGCAGGUUCACAAGCUGCAUUUCACUUGGGAAAAUCUCGCCGGCAGACCGUUGCCAUAUUCAAUGUCAGUAGACAUCAGCAACCCAACUGCGUUGAGCAGUUCCCUGAACAUAUCCCAGGCUGGCGAAAUCCCAGUGGGUGGUCUUCAGACUUGGGCUUUGGCGUUGCAUUGUGGCCCGUACGACGCGGAAGUCGACCUAAGCCUUCGAAUAAAUGUCUCUCUGUCGAGACGGAACACGACCAGCUUGGACUUCAGACGGAAGAAAAUCUGUUUGAAAGAUAAAAGUAACGUAGGAGCAGAAGAAGUACUCGUCGCUGCUUCUGGAUCCACUUCCGGCGGACAAGUGUUCUACGCUGCUGUUGGUUGUGCUUGUGCCUUCAUCGCCGCCAUUUUGGUUCUGGUUAUUGCCUACUACGUACGCGAUAAAAAGACCAGAAGACAUCGUGACCCUCUACAAGAAUCGAGAGGUCUAAGUUCCGCGUGCAGCGUGGAGCGGAGUACAGGAGUCGGACCAGCACAGACAUUUUUGUCUUCCGAAACACCGCCACCGGCUUCCGCAACAUCGACUUCCACUUACCGAAGAUUAGACGAUCGGCCGAGUCGGGAACUGCACGAGAGAAUUCAAGAAAUCACAGUUCAGAGAUGCAGGGUACGCCUCCUCAGCAUCGAGAUGGAGGGUACAUUCGGUCGCGUGUACAGAGGCAGUUACCACGAGGAGGGCGCGUCUUCCCCGAGGGAUGUCCUAGUGAAAACUGCUGCUGAACAUGCAUCGCAAUCGCAAGUCGCCCUUCUUCUGCGCGAAGGUUUAGCUCUCUACGGUUUGAGUCACGCAGCUUUGCUCCCCGUUUUGGGUGUCUCGAUCGAGGACAGAAGCGCGCCGUUCCUUUUGUAUCCGCACACCGGCUACAAGAACAUGAAGAGGUUCUUGCUGAGGUGCAAGUUGAGCAGCGAGGGGCCACCGAGGGCUCUCACCACGCAAGAAGUCGUGGAAAUGGCCCUUCAGGCCGCCAAAGGAGUCCAGUAUCUUCACAGAAAGAGGCUGGUGCACAGAGACCUGGCCGCUAGAAAUUGUGUGGUCGACGACGAUCUGAGGGUUCAAAUUACGGACAAUGCACUAGCCAGGGAUCUGUUCCCGCAGGAUUAUCAUUGUCUCGGGGACAACGAGAAUCGGCCGAUCAAAUGGCUUGCCAUAGAGAGCCUGCUGAAUAAGACGUUCAGCACUGCCUCCGAUGUGUGGGCAUUCGGAGUGUUAUUAUGGGAGCUGACUACGCUGGCGCAGCAACCAUACGUGGAGGUAGACGCGUUCGAAAUGGCCUCGUAUCUCAGAGACGGUUACAGAUUAGCGCAGCCAAUCAAUUGCCCGGACGAGCUGUUCGCGGUUAUGGCCUAUUGUUGGGCGAUGUCCGCGGACGAGAGGCCAACGUUUAGCCAAUUGAUCGUCUGUCUUCAAGAUUUCCACACCCAGUUGACCAGAUACGUUUAA
Messenger RNA from Dufourea novaeangliae, 1662 nucleotides. It is a transcript of the gene dnt, whose product is annotated as tyrosine-protein kinase Dnt-like. The record is from RefSeq and is a predicted model, not a curated record. Gene Ontology annotation, molecular function: protein tyrosine kinase activity; ATP binding. The coding region runs from base 1 to 1662 and encodes 553 amino acids. Gene Ontology annotation, cellular component: signaling receptor complex. Gene Ontology annotation, biological process: axonogenesis; positive regulation of kinase activity; multicellular organism development. NCBI's taxonomy places the organism in Eukaryota, Metazoa, Arthropoda, Insecta, Hymenoptera, Halictidae. The transcript is spliced from 8 exons.